GAACUAAAACCAAUAAUUCAGGAGGUAUUCAGGGUGGAAUCACGAAUGGGGAGAAUAUUUAUUUCCGAGUUGCCUUUAAACCACCAGCCACCAUAUCCCAACCACAACAAACGGUCACAUAUGAUGGUGAAGACGGUACACUUGCCGCGAGGGGUCGUCAUGAUCCCUGUGUAGUCCCGCGCGCAGUACCAAUAGUUGAGUCCAUGGCUGCUUUGGUUAUUAUGGACACCCUAAUGAUUCAACAAUCAAGACAAACCGCUGCUUCGUUUCUACCCCCAAUAUCCAACCUUCCGCCCACAAUGGUGGGCGCCGUAAAAUCACGUGGACAAAAAAAAAUACGAACUAGUUAA
Messenger RNA from Acaulospora morrowiae, 350 nucleotides. The record is from the annotation of a GenBank genome assembly. NCBI's taxonomy places the organism in Eukaryota, Fungi, Glomeromycota, Glomeromycetes, Diversisporales, Acaulosporaceae.